This is a messenger RNA of Pieris napi, 1291 nucleotides long. RefSeq lists its product as uncharacterized. Lineage: Eukaryota; Metazoa; Arthropoda; Insecta; Lepidoptera; Pieridae. The record is from RefSeq and is a predicted model, not a curated record. The transcript has 4 exons. Bases 193 to 723 code for a protein of 176 amino acids.
UUCCUAUAAAACUUGGGUGUGCCGUGGGUUAAUAAACGUAAAAUAGGUGCGGCUAUUAAACACUCCAUGGAAUUGGGACAAUUAGUUUUUCUUUCCAAGGUGUUUUGACACGAAACAGGUCUUGUUGUCCUAGUUUGUAAUUGUGGUGCGAUUAUCUUUCCUUUUCCAUCUUGUUACAAAUUUACGAUUACUAUGGCGGAUCCGUUAAUGGAUCUUAUAAAAAAUUCAGAAGAACCGGAAUGGCUCGAACGGACCGUAAUAGGUGAAAUGCGAGUAUGGCAAAUAAUGUUUUUAUGUAUAGCUGGUCUUACGACUUCAAUCGUAAUGGUGUGUUGCUGUUUCCGUUUCCGUAUUCCUCGUACAAAGCAACAGAUCGAGGCGGACUACAAACGUCGAAGAAUAACGAGAAAGUUCAGACAACAGCUGGAGACUAUCCAGGAUGCCAAAAUGGACACCAUUUCUUUAAAAGACGCAUUGGAGCUGCUGCACGAAACAUCUCAUUCGAUGGAGGAAAAUCAGGGAUCACCGCCUAGUUCCAUCAUGUCACCGCAACAGUUGAGUUCUCUAGAAACAUCAUUCCAUCCUGACCAAAAACCGGAUCUUCAGACUUCAAACUCCGGACUCAACUUCGUCAAAUUCGCGACUAAAGUUGCCAACUUAUCGAAACUCAGCCAACCAAAAUCUCCCACUUCACCGACAGCGCCCAGUCAAAUGGAUUUUUAAUGUAACCUUUUAUUGGAAUCAUUUAAGAUGUUAUAGUAGUAGUAGCAAAUAUUAUGUUGUUAAUUUUUGUAGAAAAGAUCAUUGUAGAUAUGUAUUUAUUUAUUUAUGUAUUGAUUAUGUCUUUAAUUCAAGCUUAUAACGCUUUAAGCCUAGAUUAAGUAGAUUUAAACAUAUAUUAAAACGGAAGUCUCUCUAAUGCUUCCCUUUAUGAAUUUAAUUAUUCGGGAAAUAAAACUAUUACAUAAGAGUGAAUUCAAUAAUUUCUGUGAACGGCUAUAAAAAUUUAAAUUGACUUAUAUUUAUACUUUUUUCUAAUUCGUAUUUCAAGUGACAAUCUCGGCUCGCUGUCAAACGUCAUACAGAAAUAAUUUGACAGCUUGAAAUUACAAUUUAGUUAAUUGUCCAAAUUUUUUGGGACUAUUUAUGGAUUUAGAGACUUGCGGCCUCUAUUUUUAUUUAUUUAUUUUACAGAAUGAUAAUCUAAAUAAUUGUAUAUUACAUUUGAAACUGCGUAUUACUGUAACAAUAGCAGUUAAGAGAGACAAAUGCAUAUAAAAAUAAUUAACUU